CAUUUACAUAUAUAUAAAUAUAUAUAUAGCUGCAAUAGCUGAUCGAGGGUCGGUUCCAUAGAGUAAGACAGUUGUAAGUAACCGACUCUAUGAUCGGUUCAUAUCGUUCAUAUUGUUCUAUAGUAUUAUCGCACAAACCUUAUCAAUAUUAUCAGUAAUAAAUAAUAAUCACUAACCAUCAGAGAGGCGAGCCGAGCCGCCGAGGACCGAUCGAAGAUCACGCGAUCACUCAUUCCCUAACUUCAUUAUUAUCUGUACCUGUAAUCUCUGCAUUCACCAGUCACCGCUGUUCAUUAAUUAUUUAAACACGUGAUGUACUCAAAAUUAUUUAUGAGUUAUUUUUCAAAUAUCAAAGCUGAAGAUAUGAGUUGCCGAAAACAGUUGUAGGUGCAACUCAGUACGAGUUUGUGACAUAAUUGUUCAUUUACAUCCCUGAAACUACCGAUCGCGCCAUGGUAGUCCAGAAGAAAGAAAGCGUGUUCAACACACUCAACGAAUGUGAAGUGGAAGAUAUUACUUUAGAGUUUUUCUACAAACCUCAUACCAUAACUCUAUUAAUAUUGUCAAUCAUUGGUGUAAUUUUUAUGUCCUUUAUUCGAGAUGACAAAUCGAUUGACAGCAAUAUUUGCGCUGGAAUCUGGUGUGUUAUAUUUUUUUUGAUUCUUGUAUCUCUAUUGGCAUUCCCAAAUGGCCCAUUUGUGAGACCUCACCCAGCAGUCUGGCGAAUGGUAUUUGGACUAAGUGUUCUAUACUCGUUAACAUUGCUAUUUUUAUUAUUUCAAAAAUAUGAAACUAUUAAAGGAAUGAUAUUAUGGCUUGAUCCUAAUCUAAAAGAUUUCCGAAUUGAUAUGGAUAAAGAGUAUGGUGUUAACUGUUCAGAUAUCUCUGUAGAGAAGUUUUGGGCACAUUUGGAUGUAUUUGCUGCUGGUCACUUUUUUGGAUGGGUAUCAAAAGCAAUACUAGUGAGGCAUUAUGGAAUAUUGUGGUCAAUGAGUAUGAUGUGGGAAUUCACUGAAGUAAUGUUUUCUCAUUUAUUGCCUAAUUUUAAGGAAUGUUGGUGGGAUGCAUGGAUUUUAGAUGUCCUACUUUGCAAUGGAUUUGGUAUAUGGGUCGGAAUGAAAAUUUGCAAAAUGUUGGAAAUGAGAGACUAUAACUGGCCUGGUAUUAAAGAUAUUGACACAACUAAAGGUAAAAUCAAGCGAGCUGCACUACAGUUUACACCAGCUAGUUGGACACCAGUUCGGUGGCUAGAUCCAAAUUCAUCAUAUAUGCGCUUUUUUUCUGUGUGCCAAAUGGUAAUUAUGUGGCAAGUAUCUGAACUGAAUACAUUCUUCUUGAAGCACAUAUUUGAAAUGCCACCAUCACAUCCACUAGUUGUUGGCAGGCUUUUCUUUUUGAGUAUUGUAGUUGCACCAUCUACUCGACAAUAUUACACAUAUGUGACAGAUCCUAAUUGUAAAAGACUUGGGACACAGUGUUGGGUCUAUGCAGUCAUAAUGGUCACUGAGUCACUGUUGUGUAUAAAAAAUGGAAAAGAACUAUUUCAACAGACAGAAAUUUUUAACAUAUCAGUAUGGUUGAUGAUCAUGCUAUUUUUCUCCGUUGUGAGUGUUUUGGGUUUUUGGCAGGCUGAUUGGUUGACAGGACAAAAAAUUGAUGCAGAUGUUGUUCCAAACUCCAUUUCAAAUGAUAGCAAUGUUGAAGAAGACUACAAAACUAGCAAAAGCAAAACACUUUAAAAUUAUUUCUUAAAGUAGUAGCGUUAAUUAGUAGAUGCCAAAUAUUACAUAAAUACGUACCCAUAUUAGAAUCAUUAGAUGACAUUACAAAUUGUAAACUCGAUAUGUGACCUAUUCCUUAAAAUAAUUAUUUUUAUAUUUAUUUAUUUAAAAAUAAUGGGACAUGUAUUUCUUUAUGAGUUCUUAACUAUCAGAUCUUGUAUUGUUAUUAGUUAUUGUAAUAACGUUAUGAUAAAAGACUUAUUUAAGCCUAGUCACCUUAAGUGUAUUUGUUAUUACCUAUUUUAAAUCAUUUUUCUUUAAAAUGAUAUUUAUUGUGAUAAAAAUAUAAAGUACUGAAAUUGUAAUAUUGUGUGUUUAGUGUAUAAAUAGGUCACCUUAACUACUCGUUUGUAAUUUUUUUUUUGACUGUAUUGAUUUCUAAUUGUUCCAUAAUAUUAAAUAAAAUCCAUUGAAAAAAUAAAUGUCUUGUAGAAUAGUUAUAGUAUACAUCAUUAUAAAUACUAAAAUACCUUAGCGUUGAACAUAUUUUAUUUAAAUGUUUGCUCAAGGUAAUAUAUUUAACGUAUUAAAGACAAAAUAUAGUAACAUAGUGUCAUAGUA
Messenger RNA from Metopolophium dirhodum (rose-grain aphid), 2342 nucleotides. It is a transcript of the gene l(3)77CDf, whose product is annotated as phosphatidylserine synthase. Gene Ontology annotation, molecular function: L-serine-phosphatidylethanolamine phosphatidyltransferase activity. NCBI's taxonomy places the organism in Eukaryota, Metazoa, Arthropoda, Insecta, Hemiptera, Aphididae. The transcript has 2 exons. The record is from RefSeq and is a predicted model, not a curated record. Gene Ontology annotation, biological process: phosphatidylserine biosynthetic process. The coding region runs from base 453 to 1739 and encodes 428 amino acids.